AUGGAUGAUUCACUUGAGGAUUUAGGAGAGGAUUUCUAUGACAAUGAUUUUCAUCAUGACGAGGAAGAGCAACAUUAUGCAGGGGAUGUAGGAGAUGAUCAUCAUGAUGAUUAUGAACAUAAUUUUGGAGGUGAUGUGUACGAUGACCAUCCAGAGAAUAAUCCCUAUGAGGAGGAAAUGUAUCAUCCUGGUACAGAAGAGGAACAUCCUCAAGAAACAUAUCAGUCGUACGAAGAACAACCCAAUGAAGAGGAACAUUAUGCAGAGGAGGAGCAUUUUGAAAAUUAUGAAGAGGAGGAACAGCAGAAUGAGGAAAAUCCUUACGAAGAACAAAUAGUCGAAGUAGCACAAGCAACAGAAGAGGAGCAACAUUGCGAGGGAAACACUCCAACAGAAAUGAAAAACCAAGAGGAAACACAGGAAGACGAUUCACAAUUUGAAGAUUUUGAUCCUUAUGGAUCUUAUGAAAGUGAUACCCAAGCUCCUCAAGAAAGUAAUGAGGAAACAAAUCCAGAAAUGCUUCAAGAACCACAAGCUACCGAACAAGUAUGUGAACAACCCCAACUCAACCAAGAAAACAAUCAACAAACUAAUGUAAUUAACACAUCAUCACCUCCUCAGGAACUAAAAAGUAUAGUAAGAGAAAGACCAAAAUCAGCCUCAAGACCUACCACUCAAAACUCAGAAAAGACUGCUGAGAAAAAGAAACCAUCAAGCAGACCUUCAAGCACAGAGAAAAAGAAACCAUUCACUACUGUAGAAGAAUACAUCUACAAGCCAUAUUACGAGAAUAGACAAAAGUUCUAUGAUGAAAAUGAAAUUAGAGAAUAUAUGAAGGAGAAGAGAAGAAAGGAGAAGGAAAAACUUAGAAUGAGACCUCCUCGAAAUAAUAACAUGAGGAAAAAACCAUAUGAUGAGGAAAAAGUGAAAGAGUUUAUGAAGCAAAAGCAAGUUAAUGACAAAAAGCUAGCUGAACAAAAAAAGCAAGAGGAAAUUCAAAAGAAAAUUGGAAAAAAGGAUGCUCUAAAGAGACUAGAUGAAUACAUUCAUGAAUUGUUCACAAACCCUCCUCCACCUCCUGAAGACGAAAAGUCAAAGAAAAAGAAGCCAGAAAUGCCUCAAUUUCUUAAAGAACAACUUGAAGGAAAUGAAAACACAGACAGUAGAAAAAGAGUGAAAGAUUUUGGGAAAAAAGUGAGAUCAAAACUUGCAGUUGACCACGAAAGAAAGAAAAAGCUGAAAGAAGCAGCACAGGAGUUGGCUAGGGAACUAAGAAGAAGGAACCUUCACAAAAUUAAGAAAGACAGUCCACUUAAUGCAUUUAUGGACGAAGAAUCUGAGAGUACAAACAGUUCUGUGUGGUCUCUUUGGUCAGCACCAGCAAAACCAGUUGAAAAUAAUAAGGAAUAUUUGAAGGGGAAGUCUGAAAUAAGGGAUUUUUCAUUUCCAAUACCCAAACAUGUUGAUUGUACAUAUAAUGAUAUAUCCAGCAUUGAACCACGGUUGACAGAAGCAGAUAUUGAGAGAAGAAAAAUUAUUGAGAAUGCCCUACAACUGAUAUCAAGUGCCCGUAAAGCUAAAGAAGAGGUUCCAUCUAAACCGAUUGACACAACUUAUGACACAAGAGAACCAACUGAAUCAAAACCUACUAUAUCAUCAAGCGAAAAGUCAAUAUCAAAUAGAAUGCUUCCUCAAUUCCCUUCAAAAGAAAGAAAGGAAAAGGCCUCACCCGAAAAAAAAGAGGUUCUUGUUGAGGCUCCUAUCCCUGUAAAUUUAGAAGAAACCUCAUCUUCCGAAAACAUUAAAACAGAAGCGCCAACUUCUCCUCACCAGGAUACACUUUCAGAAACAAUUGCUUCUUCACCUUCCGUAGUGUACAGUGAAUAUAGCAUUAAGAGUGACAGAUCUUCUCUCCAUCCAUUUUCCAGUCAACUUAAAAGAAAUGAUAGUGAGUCCUCUUCUCUAGACAACAGUAAUUUGGAUCCUAUAGUCAUAACUUUAGAAUCCAAACAAAGAUAUUUCAAUCCAGUUGAGUAUGAGACAUAUCAUAACUCGGAAUCAAAUAAGGUUGUGAUUAACAAUUCCGAAUUGUCUGAAGGGACUAAUUCAGAAUCUUCAAUUAUUGUUGAUUCAUCAAGUGAAAAUUCAUUGGAUAAUAUAGAAGAUAUCCAUGAACAUGCAUCAUUCAAUCCUUCAACAGCCAUUUUCAGCGAUGAACUAAUCAAAAAAGACAAUGCAAAAGAAAUAGAGCUCCAUUUUUCUAAACCUAAGGAACGAAACAUACAGAUCGACCCUAACUAUAACUCAUUCUCUAUAGAAAUGAUAUCAUCUCCUUCAGUGACAGGUUCUUCUGAAAUUGAAAAGAUUUCAUAUUUUUCAAAAAAACAUGUACGAGAGGAGGAACAAACUGAAAUACCCGAGAAAAGACGUGCAAAUAAGAGACAAAAGGAAAAAUCAAAGGAAGUCCAAACCUUCAUUGAGACAAUCUACAUCAAAGAAAGUAGAAGUAAGAGUAAAAUAACAUCAAAUGAAACAAGUUCAGUAAGCUCUGAUAUUUCCUCGGCCAGUUUACUAAGUAUAGAAAAUGAUUCUGAAACUUCAGUUUUAUUGGAAGAAGUUAGAAAGAAAAAGGAAGAAAUUAAGAAACAAGUGUUCUUGAGCCUUAAAAAUUCUAAAAAUGACAAAUUAGCUUCAUCCUACAAACGAAACAAAUCAAAGAUAGCUUCCAGUGAAGUUGAUCCCUUCAACAUUAUCAGUACUAUCAAAGCUAAAUCACAUUCUGAAAUUGAAAAAGAGAGGAGAUAUAAGAAGGAGAAAAUUAAAGAAGAAAUCAAACAAUACAAGGAAUGCAAACCGCAAGGUCUGGAAAUUGUUUCAAAGUUGAAAUCCAAACAAUGUUCCACUUCUUGUCAGACUCAACCUUUAAUUUUUGAAGAAUGUGGAAAAGGAAGAUCAAUCGAGGUUCAAACAUCUACUCCAGUGGAUAUUGUUUAUGAUUCAAACGAUGAGAUAUUAGUCGAUCAAGAAGAGGAUGUCGAACCAAGACAUAGCAAUAUUGAUAUGGAUGCUUAUAUGAGACAAUUUCAAAAUCCUGUAUUUAUUGAACCAGAAGUGGACAGACUCUCCCCUGAUGAGCUAGUGGAAAGAUUAUUGGAUUCUUUACAGGUCUAUGAGAAAGUAUUUGAAUCAGAUGUUAGAUUAACACGUCUUCUUGCAUCUUCAGGUGGUUCUUAUAAGUAG
This is a messenger RNA of Naegleria gruberi, 3240 nucleotides long. RefSeq lists its product as uncharacterized. NCBI's taxonomy places the organism in Eukaryota, Heterolobosea, Eutetramitea, Acrasida, Naegleriidae. Bases 1 to 3240 code for a protein of 1079 amino acids. The record is from RefSeq and is a predicted model, not a curated record. The transcript has 2 exons.